AUGCAUUCAAAAACCUCAAUUCAGCAAAAAUGGGAGUCUAUUUAUCAAAAAUAUCAAAACAUUAAAGAUGAGUUCUUUGAUGAUGUAGAUACUUAUAUGAAAAAUGAUCCAAGUAUUACUCCAUCUAUUACUAGUGAUUCAAUUCAUGAAAUUAAACAUUCUAAACCUGAUAAUACAAGUGACAAUGAUAAUGAU
This is a messenger RNA of Cetraspora pellucida, 195 nucleotides long. The record is from the annotation of a GenBank genome assembly. Lineage: Eukaryota; Fungi; Glomeromycota; Glomeromycetes; Diversisporales; Gigasporaceae.